Molecule: messenger RNA, 306 nt
Organism: Cylicostephanus goldi
Lineage: Eukaryota; Metazoa; Nematoda; Chromadorea; Rhabditida; Strongylidae
Source: the annotation of a GenBank genome assembly
GCUGGAAAUCAAAUGGCUGGAUUUGGCAUGGGAGUAGGAGCUUUUCCCAUGAUGGGAGUUCAAGGCAUGGGUGUUCCUAUGGGUAUGGUGAACCAAGCCGCCUUUGCGCAGCAGAAUGUCAUGGGCAUGGGUGUGAUGGGUGCAGUUCCAUCAUCGGCAUCUGUUCGAGCUCCAGCAGCGCAGGCCCCGAAUCCCGCAGUAGCCGGCAAGAAUCAGCGCACCUUUGUUGGCGUCGUUACCAAAAUGCAUGACAAUUAUGGUUUCGUCGAUGAUGAUGUGUUCUUCCAGCAUUCGUCAGUUUAUUGA